Molecule: messenger RNA, 588 nt
Organism: Closterium sp. NIES-65
Lineage: Eukaryota; Viridiplantae; Streptophyta; Zygnematophyceae; Desmidiales; Closteriaceae
Source: the annotation of a GenBank genome assembly
AUGGCGUGCGACCACCGCCCUUCCGCCAGGGGCGCCUGCAGCCGCGUGGGCGGCAGCGAAGCGGCAGGUGAGGUGGACGAUGCGCGCAUACACGCACGAGCAUCGUUGGCGGCCGCCGCCACUGGUGGAGGGAUGCGUGGGAAUGCGGUGGUACGGCGUGAUGCGAGGUGGAUGGGCCAUCCCCGCGUGCAAACACCCUCACCCGAUCACCCCCCGGCUCCUAUCACCGCCCGGCUCCUAUCACCGCCCGGCUCCUAUUACCGCCCGGCUCCUAUCACCGCCCGGCUCCUAUCACCGCCCGGCUCCUAUCACCCCUACCUACCUCGCCACCGCGCGUAUCGUCGCGCCGCUGCCCGUCUGCCCGCCGUGACACGCUCCCGCGGGCCGCCAGUCGUGCUGCGCAACGCCAUUCGCAUCGGGACCGUCCGCCGAGCGCAACUUUGCACAGCCACAACUCCUCACGCCCUCCCCCUCGCUCCCCUCCUCACGCCCUCCCCCUCGCUCCCCUCCUCACGCCCUCCCCCUAACUCCCUCCUCACGCUCCCCUCCUCACGCUCAUGCAUGCCAUGCUCACAGGGGCGAGAGUAG